AUGCCCUUCAGGCUAAAAAAUACAGGAGCCACAUAUCAGAGAUUGGUGAAUAGGAUUUUUAAAGACCAGCUUGGAAAAACAAUGGAGGCGUACGUGGACGACAUGCUGGUGAAAAGCUUGGUAGCGGAGCAACAUUGCAAAGACUUGAGGGAAACAUUUGAACUCCUUCGACAGUACCACAUGAAGCUGAACCCAUCGAAGUGUGUGUUCAGUGUUUCUGUAGGAAAAUUCCUGGGCUUUAUGGUGACUCGUAGAGGUAUAGAAGCAAACCCAGAUAAAAUAAGAGUGCUACUGGAGAUGGAGGCCCCACGGACAAAAAAGGAGAUCCAAAUUUUGACAGGGAGGAUAGCGUCCCUCAGCAGGUUUAUCUCUUGCUCAGGGGACAAAGGCUUACCUUUCUUCAAGUCACUACAGAAGAAGGGAGGAUUCAAAUGGGGGGAGGAGCAGGCCAAAGCCUUUGAAUUACUCAAACAGUACCUCAGAUCCCCUCCACUCUUAACGAAAGCAAAGAAUGGGGAAGACCUUUACCUUUAUAUAGCAUCCACAGAAAGUGCCGUCAGCUCUGUCUUGGUUCGGGAAGAAGGCAGGAAGCAUCAACCCAUCUACUACACUAGCAAGGUGCUCAGCGGAGCCGAAAAGAACUACUGCAAAGCCGAAAAAGCUGCGUUCUCCAUCGUUUGUGCAGUGCGAAAAAUUGAGGCCUUACUUUCAGGCCCACAAACAGAAAGGUUCUCCGACUCAUCCACUAAGUCAGACGUAUGGACACUACAUGUUGAUGGGUCAUCUAACGCUGCUGGAGGGGGAGCUGGAUUCAUCCUUUCGGCCCCUGAUGGCACUGAAACCCUUUUCGAACUGAAGCUUGAGUUCACAGCAACCAACAACGAUGCGGAGUAUGAAGCUUUGCUAGCAAGCCUGCGCUUGGCAGAAGUAUUAGGGGUGGCACAAAUCAAGGACGGAUCCUUACCAGAAGACAAUAAGGAAGCUCGAAAAGUGAGAAGGAAAGCGGCAAGGUAUACGCUGAUAGGCCGGGAGCUGUACAGACGAUCUCUAACACUGCCCUACCUUCGUUGUCUAAACGAUGAGGAAGGGACAUACGUACUAAGAGAAAUCCACGAAGGAGUGUGCGGAAACCACCUUGCCAGUAGGGCCCUAGCUCACAAAGCCAUGCGGCAGGGGUUUUACUGGCCUACAAUGAAGAAAGACGCGGUCAAGCUCGUCAAGAAAUUGGUUUGCCGUUACGGCAUCCCCUGGGCGAUAGUUACAGACCACGGGAAGCGGUUCGACAACGACUGCUACAAAAAGUUCUGUUCGGACCUAAUUAAGCUCCUCUUCGCGUCAGUGGCGCACCCCCAGAGCAAUGGACAGGUAGAGAACAUGAAUCAGACGAUACUGCAUGGACUGAGGACGCGACUCGAAUCCAUGCAAGGUAGAUGGGCAGAGGAACUCCCUUCCCUUAUAUGGGCAUAUCACACCACCAAGAGAGCAGCAACAGGUGAAACCCCUUUCAUGCUUGUUUUUGGCGCAGAGGCAAUCAUCCUAGCAGAGGUAGGGAUACCCUCUUGGCGAAGACAGUACUUCAACGAGCAGACCAACAAUAAGGAACUCAGAUCAGAAAUAGACCUGCUGGAAGAGAGACAGGAUCAGGCGAGUUUAAAAGUUGCAGCGUACCAGCAAAGGGUAGCAAAGUUCUACAACAAUCGCGUCAAAGUACGGAAUUUCCAGGCAGGAGACUUAGUCCUGAGGAAGACACGAAACAACCCAUCUGAGUCAGGGUCGCACAAGUUAAAGCCCAACUGGGAGGGCCCUUACAGGGUCACAAUAGAGAUAAAACCAGGGACAUACAAGUUAGAAGAUGUAGGGGGGAAAGAAAUUAAGAACACAUGGAACUCGGGAAUGCUAAAAAAAUACUAUUCUAAAAAAUCCGCUUUUUGCAGCGCUGUAAUAAAAGUAUCCAUUACAAAAGUUGCGCUACAUCAAUAA
Messenger RNA from Malania oleifera, 1980 nucleotides. RefSeq lists its product as uncharacterized. Gene Ontology annotation, biological process: DNA integration. Bases 1 to 1980 code for a protein of 659 amino acids. The record is from RefSeq and is a predicted model, not a curated record. The transcript is spliced from 4 exons. Lineage: Eukaryota; Viridiplantae; Streptophyta; Magnoliopsida; Santalales; Ximeniaceae. Gene Ontology annotation, molecular function: nucleic acid binding.